Messenger RNA from Saccoglossus kowalevskii, 8009 nucleotides. RefSeq names its product titin. The record is from RefSeq and is a predicted model, not a curated record. Gene Ontology annotation, biological process: protein phosphorylation; intracellular signal transduction; sarcomere organization. Gene Ontology annotation, molecular function: ATP binding; protein binding; guanyl-nucleotide exchange factor activity. NCBI's taxonomy places the organism in Eukaryota, Metazoa, Hemichordata, Enteropneusta, Harrimaniidae. Gene Ontology annotation, cellular component: M band.
AUGGCAGAAACUGUACCCAGCCCAAUUUUGGAAGAUGUUCAUGCGAUUGGUGAAACCGCUAUGAUGUCUCUGAGGUUACCUACUGAAGAAGAAGGUGUGGCGUGGGAUAAAUUAGAUAUUGAUAUUAGUGAAAUUCAAAAACCAGCUGCUGCUGAAGAGACCACUACAUCUGCACUGACAGUUUCACAAUUGUGUGAAUCUCUAGCAUGGGAGGAACCUAAAGAUAUACCCAAAUCUGAUGAACCACAGAAGAAACAGGCUGUUGAAGAAUCACUUGUUAAGCCUUCUGAAAUACCUACCGCUGAGGAACCCAUUUUUUGGGAGAGACUUCAAGAUGACACAAAAUCUGUGCCAACAACAGAAAAAGUUGAGGAAAGUACACCUGAUAAAAUAACAGUCAUAGCUCUUCAAAGUGAAGAAUCAGUUCCUUGGGAAAAUCUUGGUUUGAAGAAAGAAGAUUUAUCAAAACCUGAAAAACCAGAAGAAAUACUAUCAGAAUCUCUAUCUCUCCCUCAACUAGCAGAAUCAUUGACAUGGGAAGAAACUGAGGAAAUAAGCAGGCCAUUAAAACCAGGGAAAGAGGAAGCUGUCAGUGAAACAUUAAUAUCUCCUUCAGCAAUCCCUGCAGCAGAAGAAACAGUUUCUUGGGAGAAACUGGAAGAGUCUGAAAAACCAAUUGUGAAAAUGGAAAAACUGGCGAAAAAAGUGCCAGAAAAAAUGUCAGUUGUAGCUUUGCAACAAGAAGAAGCUGUUUCAUGGGAAAAACUUGGCUUUCAAGAUGAAUCUCAGACAAAACCAGGACGACCAGAGGAAUUGAUUUCUGAGAAAUGCAUUGCUUUACCUUUACAAAAAGAAGAAUCUGUCGCAUGGGAAAAACUUGGAAUUUCUGAAGAAGCAAUACAAUGGGAAAAGCAAGCUGAUAAAAAAGAAGUUUUUCAUGAACUGUCUUUGCCAGACCUAGCUGAAUCAUUAGCCUGGGAAGAUACAGAUGAAAUUGUUCCUGAGACACAUGAAACCAGAGCGCUAAUUCAGGAUGUCAUGUUGGAGUGUAUUGAAGUUCCAGCUGCUGACGAACAAAUUCAGUGGGAAAAAAUGGAAGAUGAAACAGUGCCCUCAAUGGAGAAGCAUGACAGAGUUGAAGUUACUGUAAAACCAGAAACUGUAACAGAAGAACGAACUACAGUGACGACUACUACUACAGUGACUGAAACUGUGGAUGUGGAGACAACUGCAGAGAAACUCACUCGUGAGAUAAUGAUUGAGGCUGUGAAGGAAGCUGAGCAAAAAGCUCCAAUAUUUCUUAGUGAGCUUAGAGAUGUUGAAGUAUAUCAUGGAGAAGUUGCCACCCUUGAAUGCCAAGUACAAGGAACACCCCGUCCAGAAAUAACUUGGAUGAGAGAGGGUGAAUUUGUCACUGGUCCUAGAUACACAAGUAUUUGUGAAUUGGAUGGAACAUGUAUGCUGAUCAUCUCUAAUGUUCAACUGGAUGAUGAUGCAGAAUAUGAAUGUGUAGCUCAAAAUCCUGCUGGCAGAGUUACUAGUUUCGCUGAAGUUAUUGUGAAAGAACUUGAUGUGGAAAUGCCAGAAGUUGAAGAACCAACUCAAAAAGAAGAAUUUACUGUUGCCAUGGACAUACUGCAACCUCCAACCUUCAUCACUCCAAUCACCAGCCAAGAUGCUGAUGAGGGAGAACCAAUAUCAUUCACUGCUCUUGUCAAUGGCAGUCCUGAAAUUACCAUAACUUGGUAUCAGAAUGGAGAGGAGAUCAAAGAAUCAACUGAUUUUAGGAUGACUUUUGAAGAUAAUAUUGCAACUCUUAAGCUUUGUGAUGUGUACAUUGAUGAUUCGGGGGAGUAUACUUGCAAAGCUGUCAACCCAGUUGGUGUAGCUACAUGCACUGCAACAUUAACUGUACUUGACCAAAUGGAUGAGGCUGAUGAUUCAUCAUCCAUUACCAGGGAAGAUACCUUGUAUGAACAAAGAACAUUUGUAAAGAAAAGUAGAACAGUCACAACUGUAGAAAGAUUGAAAUUGUCAGAUUCUUGCGAGUCUUUUGAAGUACAUGUUACAGAGAGUGAGCCCAACACUGAACUGUAUGGCAUAGAACGAUGUGUAAAUUUUAGAAAUUCCCCGGGAAGAGAGGCAAGUGACCUCCCUCGUGAGGGCACAGACAGGGUGUUUCAAGUUAUGAUGCACAGAUCUCCAAACGUGACUGAUACUCAAGUUACACUUGAUGAUCUUGAAGAGGAAUCACCAAUUGAUGAGAGAAUUCAAAAGAUGCACAUUCAGUAUGAACCUGGUGAACUGCUCACUGAUGAAACUUUUGAAAUUUCCAUGGACAAUUUAGAUGCUAUUGAUAUUCCUGUAGCUCAUUCCCUGAAUGAUGACGAAGUGGAAAUAAACUGUGCAAUAAAUGAAGAGGUUGUUGAACCACUUAUACGCCCUGAAUUUAUAGUUUUUGAUGAUUUGUAUACACUUACAGAAUUAGAUGAAACCACAUCAUCAAAAGAUGAAGAAUCACUUGAGUGCAGUGAUUCUCCCAUUAUUGAUGAUGAAACUAAAUCAAGUAUUUCACUGCCUAGACUGAUCCUGACCUCUGAAGAGAUCAUAGAAGUAGAUCAGGUUGAACCAAACUUUCGAAAAGUACACAUUGAAUAUGAUAAUGAUAAUGGUGGUAGUCCUGCUAGCAAGGCAGACGGCAUAAGUCUUGCCGAUGUGCCUGUACUGUCAGAUGAUGAAAACCAAAAAUUCGAAUUAGAAUAUUCUCGACCCAGUAGAGUUACAGAAGAUCCUUUUAGAAAAAAUGUGAUUGAUUAUGAUAAUGUAAUCAGGGACAUUCAUGAUCAUACAAUUCCAUUAGAGAGCACAACUGUAACAAUUCAAACUAAAGUGAAAGAAAGACACCCUGAUAAAAUUGAUAUACUCAUUGAAAUUCCUCAAGAGAAGGUUGAGAAAAGUACAGGGAGGGAAACUGAAUUUACCAACAAGAUUCAUAUAAAUUAUGAUGAUGAAGAGAAGGGCAAGGUUCCCCAAGAAUAUCAUGUAACAAAAGAGGAUGUUCCACGCUUGUCAGAAAUUAGUAACAUUGCAGUCAAGAAAUCAUAUCCAGUUUCACCAGAACUCAUAGAACCUAUAAUUCGUGAUGAACAUAUCAGUUAUGAUGGUAAUGAUGAUAACCUCAGACCUCUGCAAUCAACAACUGUUGUAAUUGAAAGUGCUGGAAAGGAAAAGCCAUCAUCUGAAGUUGAAGUGAUUUUUGAAUACCCUAAAGGUGAAGAGAAGGAGAGGAUUUCAAAAUAUGAUGAAAAUGCACCUGUGCCAAAACAGGCUUCUAUUCCAAUGAAGCGUUUGGAGCCGCCCACAUUUUGCCCACCUAUAUCUGUGAUUAAGGUAGAAGAAGGCGAAUCUGCAAUGUUUGAAUGUAUUGUAAAGGGACAUCCCUGCCCAAUGGUAGAGUGGUUUCAUAAUGAUGAUAUUGUGACAAAUAGUUAUGAUUUUAAGCUACAACAGCAAGGAGAAAAAUGUACUUUUUGCAUCCGAGAGGUAUUUACUGAUGAUGCUGGUGAAUACUCCUGUAGAGCUGUGAAUCUUGCAGGCGUGGCAACAUGUACUGCUGAACUCCUAGUUGAAGAGUUAGAAUCAGAAAGUCAGCGAAGUUCAUCAUCCACCUCAGAUGGAGCUGAAUACAUUCCAAGUGAUGGCAAAGUGCAACCUGUCACUGAUGAGCUGGAUCCAGAAAAAUUAGAUUUUCAGACUGAGAUUUAUGAAAGUAAAACUGUCACCCGGCGUGAUAUGACACAUGUUAUCGAAGAAAUUCUAUUUGAAAGUGAUGAAGAAGUGAUGACUAUUCAGCGUGUAAGAGACGACACUGAUGAAACAGAGCUACAGGAAGCCAUCAUCAAGCCUCACAGCAAAGAAAUAGAACAUCCAUUUUACAUAACCAAGUCCACAACUAAUCAUGAUACUCAGUUUUAUACGCAGACAACAAAAGAUGAAAUUAACUCAGAAUCAGACUCAUCAAAACUUGACCCAUUUGAAAUGACUUUGUCAUUUGAACUGCAUGAUCAUGAUGAUAAUGGAGAUGAUACUGAUCUAAGUAGUAUUGGGGCUGAAUAUCCACGGGGGAUUGCUGUUGAAUUAGACCUAAUAGAUUCUCCAAAACGUUUACGUACAUCAUCAAUAAAAUCACAGAGUAGUGUAGAAAUGAGAAAAUCAAUAGAAGCUAGUUUACCUAGGUUUAUUGAAACGCCAGACGAUUUUGAAGCUGUAUUUGGCUCAACUGUAAUCUUAACCUGUAAAGCUGAUGGUGUGCCAACCCCUAUGCUCACAUGGUUUAAAGAUGGACGAUUCUUACAACCAGAUGACAAUGUAUACAUUGUGGACAAAUUAGAUGGAACUGGGAAACUUAUUAUAAAGCAUUUUGGAAACAAAGAUAUCGGCCAUUACAAAGUGGAAGCAUCAAAUUGUGUUGGUAAAACUACAUAUGGGGCUGAUAUCACAGUUGUCCUUAAAGAAUUUGAAAGUGCAGAAGAAAGUAUACAUGAAGUAACUACAAUUUCAGAGAAAGUGACAACAACAGUGACGAGUACAAGUGAAGUUGUUCCACAAAAGACGGAGACUGUGUCUCAAGAAUUCCAAAUCGAAACACCUCUACAGGACAUUGAAUUUACAUUAGAUAUGGAUAAAUAUGAACCACCAAAUGUGACCAAAGUUUUUGAGAGCCAGAGUGUUCUGGAUGGUGAAAGAGUUACUUUUGAAUGCACUGUAACUGGCAAACCUCUCCCUGAAGUGACAUGGCUACUGAACAACAAACCUAUUGAGCAUGGACCAGACUACAAGAUUCGCCGUGCGAAUGAUGGUACAUGUACACUAGAGUUGCCUGAAGUAUUCCCAGAAGAUGCGGACCUAGAUGAACUUGACCAUAUCUUGGAUGAUUUUGACACAGCAUACACUCCAACAGAACCUGAUGACUCUGUUACUGAAGUGUCAAUUACUGAACUCGAGCUUGAUCAGCCUCCUUGCCUUCCACGUGAAAUUGAUGUUGGUGAUAUCAGGAUGUCUAUUGAAGUGCCACGACCAGACACUGAGAUAUCAUCUGCAGGUUUGAAACCAGAAAGACCAUCUUUGCUACCAGAAGAGAUAUUAGUCUGUUCAGAAUCAGAUGAAGCUACUCGGGAUAGUAUCGAUAUGGGAAUGAUAGAGUAUGAAAUAUCAGAACCAGGUGUUGCAGAUGAAACACUGACUGAAAUAUCUAGUACAGAAAUGGAGAUUGAGUCAUCACCGCAACUACCUGAGGAGUUUGAAAUUCAGCUUAACAUAGAUGAGCUCUAUGGACCUAUUAGUGAGGUAUCAAUAGAUGGGCUUAAUCUGCAAAAGACAGUGGUUCCAAGUGUACCAUCUGAAGAUGAACGAGAAUCAUCUCAAAUAGAAGUAUUGGUUGACUCUGUCCUACAACAGCCAGAAGAGGUUGAGUUUCACUUAGAUAUUCCUCGACCAAAGGAUGAACCUACAUUUGCAGUACAGCAAAAAGUGACAUUGCCUGAAGAUAUUAAAGAAACAGACAUAUCUCAAGUGAAAAAGCCAUUUGAAGCACGUUUUGAAGUUUCUCUGGAAAAGACAUCCCAUGAGAUGACCACAGUAGAUAUUGAUGAAUCUCCUGGACUUACUGAAGAAGUAACUUUGAAGCUCCAAAUUGAUGAUACAUUACUUCAACAAUCUGCAGAAGAGCCAAAAGUAGUUACCCCUGUUAUUGAGGAGAUUGAUGAUGUGACUGAAUACCCAUCAUUGCAGCUUCAAUUCGACACAAAAAUGACAACACCUAUAGUGGAGGAAAUUUAUGAUGAAUUUGUUGAACCACAGGUUGAUGAUAUUAUUACUAUGGCGACCCCUAUGAUAACAGAAGUUAUGGAAAUGGGCAUACCGAUUCAGAUAUCACAACCUUCUGAGAUUGAGAUACCAUCACAUGAGGUUUCCACAACUGAGAUAGAUAUUGAAGAUGAUUCCAGACUUCCAAAAGAUAUCACAUUGCACCUAACAGUUGGGGAGAAGGAAAAGCCAACACCCAUGAUGUCACAACCUUCUGAAAUUGAGAUACCAUCACAUGAGGUUUCCACUACUGAGAUAGAUAUUGAAGAUGAUUCCAGACUUCCGGAAGACAUCACAUUGCACCUACAAGUUGGUGAGAAGGAAAAACCAACACCUGUGGUCACUGAUGUUUCAAGCAUACAGAUGUCACAACCUUCUGAAAUUGAGAUACCAUCACAUGAGGUUUCAACAAAGGAGAUAGAUAUUGAAGAUGAUUCCAGACUUCCGGAAGACAUCACAUUGCAUCUACAAGUUGAUGAGAAGGAAAAGCCAACACCCAUGGUCACCGAUGUUUCAAGAAUACAGAUAUCACAACCUUCUGAAAUUGAGAUACCAUCACAUGAGGUUUCCACUACUGAGAUAGAUAUUGCAGAUGAUUCCAGACUUCCAGAAGACAUCACAUUGCACCUACAAGUUGGUGAGAAGGAAAAACCAACACCCAUGGUCACCGAUGUUUCUAGAAUACAGAUGUCACAACCAUCUGAAAUUGAGAUACCAUCACAUGAGGUUUCUGCAACUGAGAUUGAUAUUGAAGGGGAUUCCAAAGUUCCUGAUGACAUCACAUUGCACCUUGAUGAUAAAGAAAAGGCAUCUCCUGUGGUGGUGGAUCUUUUUGAGCAAGUCGUUAAACCACAUGAUGAUGUUAUUACUUUGACCACCCCUGUAACAUCAGAAGUCAUGGAAAUUGACAGACCAGUACAGAUAUCACCACCUUCUGAAUUUGUUAUACCAUCACCCGAUAUUUCAACAGCUGAUAUUGAUAUUGAGGGACCAGAACAACUGCCUGAAGAAGUCACACUAAAAUUGAGAGUAUGCGAUGACACAGAAGAAGUUAAAGAUAUAGAUAAAAAAGAAGUAACAUUGCUACCACCAUCUUUUGUUCGGCCAUUAAAAUCAACCACAGUGGAAGAUGGUCAGCCACUGAAGAUGGUUUGUGAAGUUGAAGGAAUGCCAACUCCUGAAAUUACUUGGUUCCGUGAUGGUGAAAAUUUAUUAGAGCUUCCAGAAUUCUCCACAACUUUUGACAACGGCAUUUGUACUGUCACAUUGGAGGAAGUAUUUCCUGAAGAUGCUGGAGAGUUUGAGUGCAGAGCAACUAAUCCUGCUGGAAUGACAUCAACAUUAGCAACACUGACCAUACAAGAAGUUACUUCGGAUAAAGAAGUCAUUGAAAAAGAAACCAUUACAAAAGAAGAAGUUACAGUGACUAAAAUGACCAUUGAAGAAAAGCCUGACACUGUAAAGAAAACUAUACACAUGAAACAACCAGAGACAAUUCAAGAAGAGAUCGUGGAGAUCAUCACUAGUCCUACUGGUGUUGAGACCAUUGUUAAGACGAUUAAAACCACUGUGAUUGAACCAAAGACACAGGAAGUUGUAUUUGAGAAAGAAUUACAAGUGACUGAAGAAAAAGAGCAGGAAGAAAAGAAAGAAAUUUCACUAGCCUAUGUUGCUAUUGGGAACUACCUCGCUGAGACUGAUGAAGUAAUGUCGUUAAGAGAAGGUGAAGAACUCACUGUGAUUGAACGUAACCAUGGUGAUUGGUGGUUAGUCCGCCGUCCAAAUGGAGAAGAAGGUUGGGUGCCCGGCUCCUAUUUAGAAACACUUGAGACGUAUGAGCAACAUUUGAAAGACCAGCUUGCUGAGAGUAUGGCCGCACUGCCCGAGGGAGAAGAUGAACCAUUUGAUGGUGAUCUUGUUCCUCCUCACUUCAUUGACUUAUUGAACACUACACGUGCCAAAGAUGGCAAACCUGUGACAUUGAAAUGUCGCGUUGAAGGCAAUCCUAAGCCUCUAUAGCUUGGUACAGACAAAGCACCAUGAUACCUGAUUCUGAAGAUUUCAAGUUAGAUUACAAUGGUAGUAUUUGUACUUUGCUUAUCAAAGAAGUUUUCCCAGAAGAUUCCGGAAAGUAUACAUGUGUU